AGGGCGAAAACCCCUCUCUCUCUCUCUCUCUCUGCCCCCUUCUCUCUCCUCACGCGCUACCUCCCUCUCCUCUGUGUUUCUUUCCAAAUAAAACAAGCGAGCGAAUUUAAUGCUGGAUUCUCAUUCUCUCCCCCUAAAUUCUGACAUCGAUCCAUUCAGAGCUCUAUCGAAAAUUGUUUUGUUCAGUGAGAGAAGAAUUUGGGAAACCCUAAACUCUUUCUUGCUCUCUGGACUAAAGAGGAGAAGGAGGAGGAGGAUCGUUGCAUCGACGCCGUCGUCCUCCGCUUCGAAUUCACCGCUUGCAUUAGCUGCAUUGCAAUCAUAAGGCUUACAUAUUACAGGUUUGUAGGAGUUCUACACCAAAGAAAAACGAAAAUGAAUGGAGAUGGGGCUUUUAAUGCACAUAUUUUGGUUGAUAAACUUGCUAAGCUCAACAGUUCGCAGCAGAGCAUUGAGACUCUAUCACAUUGGUGUAUCUUCCAUAGGAGGAACGCGAAACAAGUUGUUGAGACAUGGGAGCGACAAUUUUAUUCUUCUCCGAAAGAUCAACGGUUGUAUUUUUUGUAUCUUGCAAAUGAUAUUCUGCAGAACAGCCGGCGUAAGAGUAUGGAAUUUGUUGGCGAAUUUUGGAAAGUUAUUCCCUAUGCACUUCGUGAUGUGAUUGAUAAUGGUGAUGAGUUCGGGAGAAAAGCUGCUGUCAGACUGGAAAACAGCAAAGAAAUCAGCCAGGCAGAUUGGCGGUCGACCGCCGCGGUCAACCGCGAACGUGCACGAAGACUACCAGGAUUCGGAGCUGCUGGCGGUCAUCGCGGAUGACUGUAAGUGUUUUUAC
Asparagus officinalis (garden asparagus) is the source of this 832-nucleotide messenger RNA. Its product is annotated as regulation of nuclear pre-mRNA domain-containing protein 1A-like. The record is from RefSeq and is a predicted model, not a curated record. Bases 376 to 816 code for a protein of 146 amino acids. Gene Ontology annotation, biological process: mRNA 3'-end processing. The transcript has 4 exons. Gene Ontology annotation, molecular function: RNA polymerase II complex binding. Gene Ontology annotation, cellular component: RNA polymerase II, holoenzyme. Lineage: Eukaryota; Viridiplantae; Streptophyta; Magnoliopsida; Asparagales; Asparagaceae.